Molecule: messenger RNA, 1040 nt
Organism: Drosophila grimshawi
Lineage: Eukaryota; Metazoa; Arthropoda; Insecta; Diptera; Drosophilidae
Gene: E(spl)m2-BFM
Product: enhancer of split M2 protein
Exons: 1
Coding region: 108-815 (235 amino acids)
Biological process (GO): sensory organ development; Notch signaling pathway
Source: RefSeq, a predicted model, not a curated record
CUCUCGAGAGGUGCGCACACGCAACGCUCGCUCGCUCCAAACCACAAAACACAAGCACCACCACACACUUGAACGAGCCCAGAAAGCUUCAAACAACAACUAUUGCCAUGUAUCUGGAUACAAAAAACCUGACAGCUAGCAGCAACAACAACACAACUGCAGCAACAAAAACAGUCUUAAUGGCGCCCAAGGCGGGGCGACGCAUGCGGAAAGUUUGGCAACCGCUGCGAAGAUUGCUGACAGUGGGCGGCAAAGGAAGACCAAUGUCUCAGCCGCACCCCAAUAAUGUUGAUCUCAAUAAUACACAGCUUUUGCUGUUGCCGCCGCUGGAGCUGCUGAGCGACAGCAAAGCAACAUCAACAAUAAUAACAACGCCCGAUGAGUCUAUCAACAAGUUUGCCGCUGAGCUGAGCCAGCAGCAGGUGCCUGAGGAGGAUUUGACACAGACGCCACCGCCGCCCAACACGCCUACGCUGAUCAGCAGCGUCUAUGUGGAAAAGGUCAGCACACAGAGCUGCAAUGCCUGCCAGCAUGGACGGAAUUGUCAGCACACACAUCGCAGCAGCAACAGCAACAGUAACAGUAACAGCAACAUCAACUUGAACGCCAACAGCAACGCUGUCCAAUCCACGUCCACGCCCACGACCACACCAACGCCCACGCCCACGUUGUGGGACCUGCAAUUACCGUUGCAGUACAUUAGCACAGACAACGGCACCUUCUUCUGGGCCAACACACAGGAACGCGUCGACGAUGAUCUGCUGCACGCCUGGCUCUGCCAAAGCUUUAGUCAAUUGCCUGGCACGCUUUGCUAGCCAAGGAGUUGCCAAGUGUUGUUGUUACCCACAACAAUCGAUAACCGAUCUCAUUUUUGGGCUCGCUCGUGACUGUGUCUGCAGCAUGACUCAAAAAGUCAACACACCUGAGGCCCCAGCAUUGUGCACCCUAAAUUCUUAUUAGUUGUUUGUUCACACAAUUAUUUAUUUCCUCGCGCAAUAUUUACUUUGUCAAUGUGAUAUCAAUUUGCAAAUAAAUGAAAA